This is a messenger RNA of Pteronotus mesoamericanus, 1440 nucleotides long. RefSeq names its product AU RNA binding methylglutaconyl-CoA hydratase (gene AUH). Gene Ontology annotation, cellular component: mitochondrion. The record is from RefSeq and is a predicted model, not a curated record. Lineage: Eukaryota; Metazoa; Chordata; Mammalia; Chiroptera; Mormoopidae. The coding region runs from base 33 to 1046 and encodes 337 amino acids. Gene Ontology annotation, biological process: fatty acid beta-oxidation. Gene Ontology annotation, molecular function: enoyl-CoA hydratase activity. The transcript is spliced from 10 exons.
GCAGCCGCAGGCCCGCGCCGUAAACAGACAAUAUGGCGGUAGGAGCGGUACCUGGGGCAUUGGGAGCCUUGCAGGCUAGCCGCACCCGCUUGGCGGCCGCUUACUCUGCGCAGUUCGGCCCUGGGUGGAGACUACAGGGCUCCUUCACCGGCCUGGGGGUCAGCUGGGCGACCUGGGCCCGGGGCUGGGUGCCCGCCGCCGGGGGGGCGACCCUGCGGCGGGGCUACAGCUCUGAGGUGAAGACGGAGGACGAGCUGAGGGUGCGGUACCUGGAGGAGGAGAACCGGGGAAUUGUGGUGCUUGGAAUAAACAGAGCUUAUGCCAAAAAUUCAUUCAAUAAAAAUCUUGUAAAAAUGCUCUCAAAAGCUGUGGAUGCUUUAAAAUCUGAUAAGAAAGUACGGACUGUAAUAGUCAGGAGUGAAGUUCCAGGGAUAUUCUGUGCUGGUGCUGAUCUUAAGGAAAGAGUCAAAAUGAAUUCGAGUGAAGUUGGUCCUUUUGUCUCCAAAAUAAGAGCAGUGAUUAAUGAAAUCGCUAAUCUACCAGUGCCAACGAUUGCCGCCAUAGAUGGACUGGCUUUAGGUGGUGGUCUUGAACUGGCAUUAGCAUGCGAUAUAAGAGUGGCAGCUUCCUCUGCAAAGAUGGGCCUGGUUGAAACAAAGUUGGCAAUUAUUCCUGGUGGAGGGGGAACACAGCGACUGCCUCGCGCCAUUGGGAUGUCCCUAGCCAAAGAGCUCAUCUUCUCUGCACGUGUGCUUGAUGGCCAAGAAGCCAAAGCAGUGGGCUUGAUCAGCCAUGUUCUAGAACAGAACCAGGAGGGAGAUGCUGCCUACAGAAAGGCCUUGGACUUGGCAAGAGAGUUUUUGCCUCAGGGACCAGUUGCAAUGCGAGUGGCAAAAUUAGCCAUUAAUCAAGGGAUGGAGGUCGAUUUAGUAACAGGAUUAGCCAUAGAAGAAGCUUGUUAUGCUCAGACCAUUCCAACGAAAGACAGACUCGAAGGUCUUCUGGCUUUUAAGGAGAAAAGAUCCCCUCGCUAUAAAGGAGAGUAGAAGAAACAGCAGUCUUUCAAAUGCCAGUGUAACAAAUGUACUUCUGGGAGUAUCUUUCAGAUCCACGAAGGCCUCAGCACCUGGAAUCCCAACGGCAAAAUGAGAAGUGAGUUAGCCAUACAGUGAGUUAAGCAUCUGGAGUUGGCCCAUUUGUGUGUUUUGUUCCACUGUGUACACAUCAUAUUCAUUCAGAUUUAUAAAGCUAGUGGUGUGUUACUGUCAAAGCACAGAUUCCAAAGUAGGUAGGCAUUUUAAAAUAUUUCCUGCAUAUGAAGCUUUCUGUUCUUAAUUUUUUAAUGUGAAUAAUUUAUAUAUUGCACACUCUAGGAAAUAAUGUUGAUUGUAUGUCUACUGUGCUACAAUAUGAAAAUAAAAUGAUUUCUAUAUACCAAAA